GUGAACUAGUCUUUUCCGAAAACUUAUCGAAAGUGAUGCCAACUUAACGAUGUGUCACUGAAUUGUCAUAAUUUUAGUAAUGGAGACGUGUACAAAAUGAAUUUACUAUAAAUUAAAUAAUAUUUAGCAAACUGAUAUAAUUUUAACUAGUAUUCUUUAAUUAGGUAUUUAUUAUUUGAAUAAUUAAAAUGGAAGAGGAACUUUUAACCGGCGGAAGCAGUAAGGGUGUAAUUUCACAGGCGUGGACUAGAGUUUCGCAGAUACACCAAAGUACAUUGGACCGUUGGACGCCUCAUCACAAAGCAAGAUGGAUCGGCUCGGCAGUCUUGCUGCUUAUAUUUGGUCUGCGCGUGUUCACCAAACAGGGAUGGUACAUUGUCACAUACGCCUUGGGAAUAUACCACUUAAAUUUGUUUAUAGCAUUUUUAACGCCAAAAAUUGAUCCUGCCAUGGAUUUUGAUGCCGAAGAUAAUGGUCCUGAACUGCCAACCAGGGCGAACGAGGAGUUCAGGCCUUUCAUAAGGCGGUUGCCGGAGUUUAAGUUCUGGUAUUCAGUGACGAAGAGCACGCUUAUAGGUUUAGUGUGCACGUUCUUUGAAUGUUUUAACAUACCAGUAUUCUGGCCUAUUUUAGUCAUGUAUUUCAUUACUCUGUUCUGUAUCACAAUGAAGAGACAAAUAAGGCAUAUGAUUAAAUACAGAUAUUUACCAUUUACUCACAGCAAACCAAAAUACCAAGGACACGAGGAAACAGCAGCGAAAGUGUCUUCAAAAUGACAAGCAAUUACAUAACUGAAUAGUGUUGUAACCAAAAACAUUGAUACAAAAUUAAUAUGUUAAAUCAUAGAUUGUUUAUGUAAGUACUAUAAUUUAAUAUAUUAAUAUGGAU
Messenger RNA from Brassicogethes aeneus, 888 nucleotides. Lineage: Eukaryota; Metazoa; Arthropoda; Insecta; Coleoptera; Nitidulidae. The record is from the annotation of a GenBank genome assembly.